AUGGCGCCGAGUGCCACCUCCAGUCUUUCCUUAACCACCUCCAGAGACGGUGACCCCACCGCCUCCCUGGGCAGCCCAUUCCGAAGGUAUUUCUGGGAGCCCCGGCAGGCGCAGUGUCUUGUAGCGCCGGGGCGUUUGGUGAGCGUGAGAGAGCUAACACGGGGCAGCGCGCAACGCAGCUGUGCGCGGAAGCAAUUAUCGCUCUGGCCGCCGGCAGAGCCUCUUUUGGUAAGCUGGAGCCGGCUGGCCCGAGGUCCCGGGAGUGUCCGGGGGCAGAUCCCAGCCCAACGGGUCCCGGGAGUGUCCGGGGCAGAUCCCGGCCCAGCGGCUCCCGGGAGUGUCCGGGGGCAGAUCCCGGCCCAACGGGUCCCGGGAGUGUCCGGAGGCGGGUCCCGGCCCAGCGGGUCCCGGGAGUGUCCGGAGGCGGGUCCCGGCCCAACGGGUCCCGGGAGUGUCCGGGGCAGAUCCCGGCCCAGCGGGUCCCGGGAGUGUCCGGGCCCGGGUCCCGGCCCGGCGCCCAUGGGGGACCCUCAGCGCCCCCUGUGUCCCCGCCCCACGCGGGACGGCCCCGCCGGGCACUCUGCGCAUGCGCGCAGCUCCGCGCGCUCUCGCCCUGUGAUUGGUGCGCCGGCCAGGUCGUCUCGCGAAAGCGGCGCGCGCCCCGCCCCACCCCAAGUGCGCACGCGCGUUGCCGCCCGAGGCCCUUCAGGCGCGGCGCCCCCGCCCGCGCGCCCUGGCGUAGUGCGCGUGCGCACGGGCGUGGGGCGCGUGCGCUGCUGGCGGGGGAGGCGGAGGGAAGAUGGCGGGCGGCCGCGGGUCGUGAGGCGGCGGCGGCGGCGGAGUUUGCCGGAGCCAGGAGGACGAGGCGGGCGGCGAGGUGUCGGUGGGGCGCGGAGUCCCGGUACGAGAGGUUGGCUGGGCGGUGAGUGCGGCUCAGUGCUGGGCGGGGCGGGGGAGCAGCCGGGGAAGCGAGGCCGCCUCCGCCAUUUUUAG
Motacilla alba alba is the source of this 993-nucleotide messenger RNA. Its product is annotated as translation initiation factor IF-2-like. The record is from RefSeq and is a predicted model, not a curated record. The transcript has a single exon. Lineage: Eukaryota; Metazoa; Chordata; Aves; Passeriformes; Motacillidae. The coding region runs from base 1 to 993 and encodes 330 amino acids.